UUUUCAUCUAUAGCAACAACCAUGAUUACAACAUGAGCAAAACAACAACAAUAAAAUCGGCAAAUAAAAUUCACAAAUAACUACCUUACAAUUUGAUAUAUAUGGCACAACUUCCUUGAAGGAAAGACUGUGAACAAAUCGUUGUAUCGAGUAAAUUUCGAUAAAUGAUCAAUGCCUGCCUCAAGAAGUAUCGCAUGACAAGUAACAAGUAAAUGCGCCGCUGUGUAUCCGAUAAAUAGAGGAAAAGUGUAAACAGCAACGGAAUCGAAAAUUUUGCAGGUGCCGCAAACGAGCUUUACAGUGAUGGCCACGGAUGUCGUUGCAACGUGGGACAUCGCGCUAUCGGAUGGCAUUCAUACCGUCUUGUUUGAACACGGCACAACGACGGGCAAGCGAGUCAUCAAAGUGGACGGAGUCGAGAUCCUACGGAAAAAUUGGAUGUUUCGGCUUGUUGGAAAGGAGGAAUUUACUAUAGGGAAGAAAAUAAAGGCGAAUGUGACCAUUGAGGCGGUGAGUGGUUUUUCGUACCAGUACACCCUCCACGUGAACGGCAAUCCUUUGAAGAAAUUCACAGAGAAUAGGAAGAAGACAGCUAAAGUCUGGAGGUUCGUGUACGGAGGUGUUGAAACUAGGAUCGUCUUAGAAAAAGAUACAAUGGAUGUCUGGUGUAAUGGAGAAGUUCUGGAAACAGCGGGCGAAUUUGUUGACGGUGGUACUGAGACACAUUUCAAGCUUCACAACCAAUACAACGCUCAUAUAGAAGCGAUAAGCUCUGGUCGAAGGAGAGGUGGUAUUAUUCACACGCUUUUUGUCGAGGACCAAGAAAUCCCCGAAGCAACGAACGAUAUUUAGAGUUAGUAGCUUGCUAAACUAAGAGAUGCAUGUCAUGCAGUCAGAAGCACAGAGUAGAUAAUUAAGUCAGAACCCCUGACCACAGAACUGUGGUCAGGAUUUUUAUGUCUCUUGAGAAAAUUGUAGUUUGUUUUUAAUCCUAUAAUUUAUGCACUUGAAGACUCUGUAAAUAAUAUGUCAACAAAGAAUUAAAGAUUGUAGCAUUGUUCUUAGAUCAACUGAA
Molecule: messenger RNA, 1075 nt
Organism: Xenia sp. Carnegie-2017
Lineage: Eukaryota; Metazoa; Cnidaria; Anthozoa; Malacalcyonacea; Xeniidae
Product: fas apoptotic inhibitory molecule 1-like
Exons: 3
Coding region: 304-852 (182 amino acids)
Biological process (GO): positive regulation of neurogenesis; negative regulation of extrinsic apoptotic signaling pathway via death domain receptors; canonical NF-kappaB signal transduction
Source: RefSeq, a predicted model, not a curated record